Coccomyxa subellipsoidea C-169 is the source of this 1143-nucleotide messenger RNA. RefSeq lists its product as hypothetical. NCBI's taxonomy places the organism in Eukaryota, Viridiplantae, Chlorophyta, Trebouxiophyceae, Coccomyxaceae. The transcript is spliced from 9 exons. The coding region runs from base 1 to 1143 and encodes 380 amino acids. The record is from RefSeq and is a predicted model, not a curated record.
AUGGCUGAAAGCUCGGGAAGGAAUCUGCUACAGGUGCGUUUGCGAGACACCGAUGCUGCCUGGAAGCCACUCAUCUCCGGCUUGGUGGAGCUCAGGUCCAUCUUUGCGCUGCUGCUUGUGGGAUUCGUCGUUGGCUUGUUCACUGGUGCAGCGCUCAUCAUCUGCUGGAGAGGGCGAAGGAAGACUCUCGUCUCCUGUGAAAGGGGAUUCACAUCGCCUGCAGCACCUAUGCCUGGCAAUGACUACACCCACCAGGGAGUCAAGCACAAGAAGACCCAGUCAGCCUUGAUCCGGGAUGAUGCAGUUCGGCGCUCAGGCGUCACAGGUCCUCUCGGAGUGGGCAUCGUGCUGCAGAGCAUUGAUCUGUCCAAGGAGAACCGCGAGCCGGGAAACAUAGCAGCCAAGCUGCAGCGGCAGAGUGUGGACGACUGGAGCGUUGUGGACCUGACCAGUGAGCAGGACUGCAAUUACAACAGAGCCACCUUCAAGCCCAUCCCAGAGAACAAGGAGAAGGAGAGGGUGCCUGGGCUGGAGCUGGGCACCAUUGCCGGGGGCACCAUCAAGGCCGGCUGGGGCCGCGGCUCCGCCUAUGCACACAGCGCAGUGGAGGGCAUCAGUGCCAUGAGCAUCCGCGAGGCGGCGGCUGCCGGUGCUGCCGCGCUGCCCGGGCGGGGCCCUCAGCCCAGAGGCAAUGCCGGCAAGGCCGCGCCGCCCCCGCCGCCGCCGCCGCCCAAGGCCGCCAAUCCAGGCUCGCGGCCUGGGCCCCCUCCUGAUGCUGCCAAGAAUCAGGGGAAGAUGAGGGAGCGGAGCAGUGAGCAGGCAGGGGUGGCCGACCUGUCCCAGCAGGCUGCGCAGGCCGCGGCCGAGCUGCGCCGCCGCGCAGACGAGCAGAAGCACAAGGCGGCGGCGGGAGUGGCGCCGGCGUAUGACCUGGAUGACCUGGACGAUGAGUGGAAGGCGCUGCUGAGCGAGCUGGAGGACCGCCUCUACCAGGAGGGCAAGCAGGGCAUGGAUGCAGAAGACCGCGCAGUGGCGGUGCGCUCUCUGCUGGUGAGCACAGCGCGCGAAACUCCGGAGGCCGCGCUCGGAAAGGCUCUCGAUGACAUCGACCGCCACCGGCGCGCAGCUCGCCGCUCAUCCUGA